Messenger RNA from Schistosoma guineensis, 222 nucleotides. Lineage: Eukaryota; Metazoa; Platyhelminthes; Trematoda; Strigeidida; Schistosomatidae. The record is from the annotation of a GenBank genome assembly.
AUGUCAUUGAACAACAAACACGGAGAAUGUGUUGACAAUGUGGAACUCAAACUAUAUAAGAAGAAAGAAUUGGAUGUCGUUAUAGAACACGAUAAACCAUCAACAAACAUAAUGCAUAUCCAAUAUCUGUUUGUCAUUUUCCUGAUAACCCUGGAUGUGAUUUGCUCACAACGUCCACAAGGUGAGUGGAAAUCAGUAAAUUUUCAUUCUCAACCUUGUUGA